Phacochoerus africanus (Common warthog) is the source of this 3594-nucleotide messenger RNA. It is a transcript of the gene EPHB1, whose product is annotated as EPH receptor B1. Gene Ontology annotation, cellular component: neuron projection; plasma membrane. Gene Ontology annotation, biological process: axon guidance; protein phosphorylation; cell surface receptor protein tyrosine kinase signaling pathway. NCBI's taxonomy places the organism in Eukaryota, Metazoa, Chordata, Mammalia, Artiodactyla, Suidae. Gene Ontology annotation, molecular function: protein binding; transmembrane-ephrin receptor activity; ATP binding. Bases 1 to 2919 code for a protein of 972 amino acids. The record is from RefSeq and is a predicted model, not a curated record. The transcript is spliced from 16 exons.
AUGGCUGGGGAAGAGCCCGUAGAAACUUUAAUGGACACCAGGACGGCUACUGCAGAGCUGGGAUGGACUGCCAAUCCUGCAUCAGGGUGGGAAGAAGUCAGUGGCUACGAUGAAAACCUGAACACCAUCCGCACCUACCAGGUGUGCAAUGUCUUCGAGCCCAACCAGAACAACUGGCUGCUCACCACCUUCAUCAACCGGCGGGGGGCCCAUCGCAUCUACACGGAGAUGCGCUUCACUGUGAGAGACUGCAGCAGCCUCCCCAACGUCCCAGGCUCCUGCAAGGAGACCUUCAACCUGUACUACUACGAGACUGACUCCGUCAUUGCCACCAAGAAGUCGGCCUUCUGGUCUGAGGCCCCCUACCUCAAAGUGGACACCAUUGCUGCAGACGAGAGCUUCUCCCAGGUGGACUUUGGGGGAAGGUUGAUGAAGGUCAACACAGAAGUCAGGAGCUUUGGACCUCUCACGCGGAAUGGUUUUUACCUCGCCUUCCAGGAUUAUGGAGCCUGUAUGUCUCUCCUGUCUGUCCGUGUCUUCUUCAAAAAGUGUCCCAGCAUUGUACAAAAUUUUGCGGUGUUCCCAGAGACCAUGACUGGGGCGGAGAGCACAUCUCUGGUGAUUGCUCGGGGCACGUGCAUCCCCAACGCAGAGGAAGUGGACGUGCCCAUCAAACUCUACUGCAACGGGGAUGGGGAGUGGAUGGUGCCCAUCGGGCGCUGCACCUGCAAGCCUGGCUAUGAGCCCGAGAACAGCGUGGCCUGCAAGGCCUGCCCUGCAGGGAUGUUCAAGGCCAGCCAAGAAGCUGAGGGCUGUUCCCACUGCCCCUCCAACAGCCGAUCCCCUUCAGAGGCAUCUCCCAUCUGCACCUGCCGGACUGGCUAUUACCGAGCGGAUUUUGACCCCCCGGACGUGGCAUGCACUAGUGUCCCCUCCGGCCCCCGCAAUGUCAUCUCCAUCGUCAACGAGACAUCCAUCAUUCUGGAGUGGCACCCUCCUCGGGAGACCGGUGGGAGGGAUGAUGUGACCUACAACAUCAUCUGUAAAAAGUGCCGGGCGGACCGCCGGAGCUGCUCCCGCUGCGACGACAAUGUGGAGUUUGUGCCCAGGCAGCUGGGCCUGACCGAGUGCCGCGUCUCCAUCAGCAGCCUGUGGGCCCACACCCCCUACACCUUUGACAUCCAGGCCGUCAAUGGGGUGUCCAGCAAGAGUCCCUUCCCCCCGCAGCACGUCUCUGUCAACAUCACCACAAACCAAGCUGCCCCUUCCACUGUUCCCAUAAUGCACCAGGUCAGCGCCACCAUGAGGAGCAUCACCUUGUCAUGGCCACAGCCGGAGCAGCCCAAUGGCAUCAUCCUGGACUAUGAGAUUCGGUACUACGAAAAGGAACACAACGAGUUCAACUCCUCCAUGGCCAGGAGCCAGACCAACACCGCACGGAUCGAUGGCCUGCGGCCCGGCAUGGUGUACGUGGUCCAGGUGCGCGCCCGCACCGUGGCCGGCUACGGCAAGUUCAGUGGCAAAAUGUGCUUCCAGACUCUGACGGACGAGGACUACAAGUCUGAGCUGCGGGAGCAGUUGCCCCUGAUUGCUGGCUCGGCUGCAGCCGGGGUCGUGUUCGUCGUGUCCUUGGUGGCCAUCUCCAUCGUUUGCAGCAGGAAACGGGCUUACAGCAAAGAGGCUGUGUACAGCGAUAAACUCCAGCAUUACAGCACAGGCCGAGGCUCCCCAGGGAUGAAGAUCUACAUUGACCCCUUCACUUAUGAGGACCCCAAUGAAGCUGUCCGGGAGUUUGCCAAGGAGAUUGAUGUCUCUUUUGUGAAAAUCGAAGAGGUCAUCGGAGCAGGAGAGUUCGGAGAGGUGUACAAGGGGCGCUUGAAACUUCCGGGCAAAAGGGAAAUCUAUGUGGCCAUUAAGACGCUGAAGGCCGGGUAUUCGGAGAAGCAGCGUCGGGACUUUCUAAGUGAGGCAAGCAUCAUGGGCCAGUUUGACCAUCCCAACAUCAUUCGCCUGGAGGGUGUGGUCACCAAGAGCCGGCCCGUCAUGAUCAUCACGGAGUUCAUGGAAAACGGCGCUUUGGAUUCUUUCCUCAGGCAAAAUGAUGGACAGUUCACAGUGAUCCAGCUGGUGGGGAUGCUCAGGGGCAUCGCUGCGGGCAUGAAGUACCUGGCUGAGAUGAACUACGUGCACCGGGACCUGGCUGCGAGGAACAUUCUGGUCAACAGUAACCUGGUGUGCAAAGUGUCUGACUUUGGCCUUUCCCGCUACCUCCAGGAUGACACCUCAGACCCCACCUACACCAGCUCCUUGGGAGGCAAGAUCCCGGUGAGAUGGACGGCUCCAGAGGCCAUCGCCUACCGCAAGUUCACAUCCGCCAGCGAUGUCUGGAGCUACGGGAUCGUCAUGUGGGAAGUCAUGUCGUUUGGAGAGAGACCCUACUGGGAUAUGUCCAACCAAGAUGUCAUCAAUGCUAUUGAGCAGGACUACCGGCUGCCCCCACCCAUGGACUGCCCAGCUGCUCUACACCAGCUCAUGCUGGACUGUUGGCAGAAGGACCGGAACAGCCGGCCCCGCUUCGCAGAGAUUGUCAACACCCUGGACAAGAUGAUCCGGAACCCGGCAAGUCUCAAGACUGUGGCAACCAUCACCGCAGUGCCUUCCCAGCCCCUACUCGACCGCUCCAUUCCAGACUUCACGGCCUUCACCACUGUGGAUGACUGGCUCAGUGCCAUCAAAAUGGUCCAGUACAGGGACAGCUUCCUCACCGCCGGCUUCACCUCCCUCCAGCUGGUCACCCAGAUGACAUCUGAAGACCUCCUGAGAAUAGGGGUCACCUUGGCAGGUCAUCAGAAGAAGAUCUUGAACAGCAUUCUGUCUAUGAGGGUCCAGAUGAGUCAGUCACCAACGGCAAUGGCCUGAGAACUCUUGUUUCCCGUGGGGAGGAGAGGAAGGAAAAGGACCAGGCUCAAGGGAAAACCAGAGAUGGACCACCGUGAAAUGUUUGGGAGAGACUGGCCUCUCAGCUGAGAAAUGCAUUCUCAUCCAUGAAGAAUAAACUGGACCUGUUCCUAAGAGGCAGUCUUUGUUUCUCAGCGACAGACACACAUUUAAGACGCCAUGGGAAACCAACUAUGUAAUAAUAAAAAUAUGAAAAGGCGAUAUGCUCAGAGGAAGUGAAGAGAAAACAAUAUGCAUCGGGGGACCAAGAGUGAACUCAGCCUGCACCCUCAGCGGGCUGGAGUCAUGCACCGACAGGAAGAAAGGAAAGGAGGUAAAGGGAAGAAACAGAGGCAGUUUCCCAUUUUCUUCCUCACCAAUGACGUUCUUUUCUUUUCUCCUUCUGUCCUCCUCCCCAAGAGUCCGCUCCCUUCUCCCACAUCCAUUUCCCUUUGCUCAUGACUCGUGUAGGGAAGUUUCUUCAAACAAACCCCAGCUCCUGCGUCUCCAGAUGUUCUGUCAGUUGCCAAAGGACUUUGCUGACCACUGCAUGGGGGAUCCAACCAAUUCAAUUAAUGUCUUCAUAUUGAAGAAGAGAUGUACCUUCAAUUGAAAACCUUGUUUUUCUUUUGUUUGCAUUUUCUGCAAAAAGGAGAA